UGUCCCACCCCAUCCACGAACCAACCAACCAUCUCGAUCUCCUCCACUCGAUCUUCGUUACAAUAGGUAUACCACCCUCCUCCCCACCACUUGUACCCCCCAAGAUCAUGCCAGGUCCCGAUGUCAAGGUGGAUGCGGGAGAAAAAAGAGGGAAAGAUGGUGGUGUAUAGUACCGCUGCGGCCUCUGGCAACAACAAAACCGAUUGUGACAUCUCCGAGAAACGAAAAUUCCGGGGCUAGCCCCCAACCGCUCCCCCAACCCCCAUAUAAAACGGGUGAUUAGCUCCCGUCCCCAUCUCACGGAUAGUUUCCUAGCUGUAUGUACUCCUCAGAUUUCUGAUUUCCGAUCUGUCAUGAAAUUUUCCGGGAAAUAAAAGCUGCGCAAGAAAUGAGAGGUUGAGAGAGGCGUACCAGCAAACUACAUGGUUCCAAACCGGGUAUCUGGAUCUUGCGUAACCCGGCGAAGCAGUCGUACACUUUUGAGGGGCGCUUGCUGUGGUGGUGUUGUAGUCGAAAAGCCCCCCCGUCUUCCGGUGUGAAUUUGCGCAGAUAACUACAAGUCGGAGAAUCGGGUCGACAUUCUCCGGUGUCAGCUGUCCAAUUCCCGUGGGUCUGUCUCACUUCUGUCUCUCCUUACCCGCACUGUCAUCCUGUUACCCAUAGACACAAAGUCAGUCUCAAAAUAAACCUCUAUCCCUACCUUGACUUUUGUUACUUUGAUGAGCAGUCCAGAUCUCAGAUCCCAAAAGUUAGAUAUUGUUACUAACUAACGAGAUUCUGGUGUUCGGUCCCACCUCUACUGGGCAACCACCCCCCCCCCUCCCCUUCCCCGUCCUGCUGUGUUACCCAUCACGAGGGUAUAGCCAACCAGGUAAACCGACAUCAGAUCUUGCCCAUCACCAACCAACGCCGGCCAUUGCACUGCCAUCGGAGGAUACCUAUGCUGAUCAGGCCAGAAGCGAGAACUGCUGCGAGGAACGCCACGAGGCCAUUAGAUCCGUGUCUGUCAAGGAUCGCUCCGGUUGCGGGGUUCCCUAUCAAAGUCCUGAGAGGGUUUGUUCAGUAUAGAGAGAUAAGUGACCAGACAAAUCUGGAGAACUUACGCAAACCCCGAAAUUGCAUAGGCGAAGCCUAGCCAUUUCCCCAUGUCUUGAGGCUUACAAAGAGCACCCAUGCAAGCCACUACACGACAGAAACGUCAGCAAGUCUUCAAGCCAGGGAUAUGUUUCUUGAAAUCCUACCGCCUAGAGGCACAAAGCUUCCUGUGCCGAUGCCCAUAAGAACAACCACCAGAUAGAGCAUGUCGAUGGAACUCGCUCCCGCCGGCAGCCAGAUGGCAAGUACCGCUGUCAAUGUGAAAAUAUUCAUGGCUAUGGUUGUGUUCAGCGGACCAAGCAACCUAUCGGACACAAACGGUGGCAAGAUUCUCCCAAAAGCAGCGCCAAUGUUGUACGACAUCAUGAGGUAGAACUGCUUCUCCCCAAAGUUGGUCGCCACGGCGUAAGAGGGGAUCGACCCCCAUUGGAUGAAGAGGACGAGUUCGUAUGCUGCGCACAAAUUUCUGAGUUAGUAUUGCCCAGUUGACGUCUUUCUGGACUACCAAGGUCACUCACCGAAUAUGGCAUAAGUAAUGAGCCAAAAUUUGGGGUUUUGGAUGAUCCCCAGUAUCGACUGCCAUGUGCCGCAUGCCUUCCGGGAGAUCUCCGUUUCUCCUGCCGUCCUUUGCUCUCCCUGCGUCUUAGAUUGCGGCGGUAGGUUGGUCUCAACGAGCAGAUUGCCCAACGUGACAAACAUGGCCAGGAUGAGAGUCAAGAUCAAGGCUGCAUCCCUCCAUUGCAGCCAGUCAAACAGACUCUGGAGCACAAGCGACCGUCGUGAUAGUUGCUACACCGCUCAUGUUAGCCCGCGUAUGUUGCUACUCCCAAACUUGCUUCUGAUGAGCCACGUACCAGAUGAAACUCCUGCCACCACCAUGCAACCCAUCAGCUCGCUAUAGGUCGACGAGAAAGCCAGACCUACGAAGGACGCAAGAUAUAUCAUGCUGUUGACCGCCAAGACCCACCUUGAACCAUAUCGGUCGAAUACAAUGCCGGCCGGGGCCGCUACGAAGCAGUCCAGAAAGCCAAACAUGGAUAUGAUCCACGAGAUCUCACUGUCUGUGUAUUUCUUGAGCAUGUAUUCUUCCCAGUGUGUCUGAAAGAGACCGAUGGUGCUCAACAGUCCGUAAACGGCCACCGAUAGACAGUAAGAGCCUAUCACGACCUUCCAUGGCCGCCAACCCCGAUCCAUCUCGGCCUGUGGCGCCGAUACGUUGGGCGGACAUGCAGCCAAAACGACAUCUGCAUACUCCAAGUCCCUGGUUGCCGGUGUUGCCAUCUGCGGUGGCUUUUCAGCAAGAGCCGAAGCCGACUGACGAUCUAGAUGUCUGAAGCAAGGGUCUGUCAGAUCUCACUUUCUUAAACGCUUGAAUCUCCUACUUGCAUGCAUGCAGGAUUGGGUCCCCAUACUUCAUCUUGGUUUCUUCCCCUGGCGGUGUCGUGGUGUUGGAGCCUCUCGGAUCGAACAUCAUGGCCGGAAAAGUAUAUGAGGGUCGUAGCUGCAGGGCACCAAACUCAAAACUCGGCGAAUAAUCUGGCUCAACGGUGACGAAAUUCGGCCCCUGGAUCAAACCGAUCAACCCGAAUCAUAUUGGUGCUCAAGUCGCGUUAGCUCCGGUCUAGAGACGAAGAUCCUAACGGUCAACCGGCGUCGAGGUGUGUUUAUGCACCGCAGGAGCCUCAGUUUUCACCAAGAGCACAGUGAGAAAACCUGGCCUGGGCUCGCUCUCCCAAGGCAUGUUGUCCCCCACCAUCAGGAGCAUAUCCCGCGCUCACUUCUUCAUGCUGACACCACUCCGUAGUGGGGCGUUGGGGCAGAUAUUGGAUGAGAGUCUGGGAUGGGAAGGUGUCAAGCAACCCUUGCUGCAUUCCGGCCAGCAAAACCUGGAGAUCUGGUGAGAAAGAGGUCCUACCUGACAGCGAGAUUCAGUGUCACGGUAUCUGAGAGGCCCAUUCUCAAAGUCCUUUGUGAUUGUUGAGCUGUAAACACAGUGGGAGAGAGCAUCGCAAGAAGACGGGAUUAAGACUUGCGGCAAACAUCCUGAAUAGUGCGGCCCAACCUCCUGACUCUCAACCGUCCAAGGCUAUAUAUACUCCAAUUUUGAAACAUCAAGCAGGCUGGCGGUCAGCUGAGCAUCAGGCGAAUAAUAGGACAAUCUGCUUCACCGUGCCUGCUAGGAGAAGCUCGCACAGAGCACCAGUCAAUUUACUCGGUCGCCUCAACAGAGAAUAUUGAGUUGCUCAUAUAGAGUGAAUAGUGUGACGGCGGAGAGCAACGACACCGUGUGAAACCCGACCCACCUGGAUAAUUCACUCUCAUCUGUAUUGUCACCACACCAUCUUAUCUGAGGCUCUGGACGGGGAGUAUAAGUAGCACUUGCUGUUCCCCGGCCUCAAUAUCCCCCACUUCCUCUCAGAAACAAGGCAAGAGGAUAGGAUAUCUUACCAGUCGACACUCGAGAUCACCCAAAUCAACCCACAUCUCCUUCACAACCGCCGACCGAGAAGCCUUUCGAUAUUCUCAUCAGCGCGGCCAUCAACAUGGUGUCCUUGCUGUCUCGCCACGGGCCUUCCGUCUGCCUCCGCGCCCCUGCCUUGGCUCGCACAGUCACAGCAGUGCCCCAUCGCCAGGCCCAAGUCGCCGAUGUAGGCAAAGGCCUUGAGACUACCACCAGCAGCAUUCCCCUCUUUAUGAACAGAAAGAGUGCGGCCCAGAGCACGACUCCUGCUCCAAUCGUACGCCCCGUUGCCACCGCGCUUCCCCAAGACAGGGAUGAGUUCUGGCGCGAGGUGCCUGUUUGGGAGAAUGUGUCGGCCAAGGACUUUCUCUCAUAUCGUUGGAGCGUUGCCAAUACUGUGCAGGGCACAGCCAAGCUGUUCAAGUUUCUGCAGGCUGUCGUCCCGGAAGAAGUGCCUCUGCAUGAACUGGGCACGCAGAUGCAGUCUCGCGAUGAGUUCAUCGCGGAUGUUAUGGAGGGUGUGGCUGCUGCAACGAUGGCCAUACGAAUGACUCCGUACAUCUUGAGUCGGGUCAACUGGGAGAACCCCCGGCACGACCCCAUCAUUCGCCAGUUUCUUCCUCUCAAGUCGGUGCUCAUUCCCGAUCAUCCCAAGUUGGCGCUUGACUCGCUUCACGAGGAGGCCGACUCCCCCGUCAAGGGCCUUGUUCAUCGGUAUAGCGACAAGGCCCUCUUCCUGCCAACCUCGGUGUGCCCAACUUAUUGCAUGUUCUGCACGCGGUCCUACGCUGUGGGAGCCGAUACGGACACUGUCACCAAGGCAUCUCUGAAGCCGACCCGCAGGAGAUGGGAGGAGGCCUUCGCGUACAUCGAGAACACGCCCGCCCUGCAGGAUAUUGUCGUCUCUGGAGGCGACUCUUACUACCUGCAACCGGAUCAGCUUAGAAUGAUUGGCGACAGGCUGAUUGGCAUGCCCAACAUCAAGCGCUUCCGCUUUGCCUCCAAGGGACUGGCGGUAGCCCCGAGCCGUAUCCUGGACGAGUCGGACGGUUGGGUCAAUGCCCUCAUCGACAUAUCCAACAAGGCCAAGAAGGCUGGAAAAGUUGUUGCCUGGCACACUCACUUCAACCACCCCAACGAGAUCUCGUGGAUCAGCACAGAUGCUAGUCAGAAGUUGUUUGAGGAAGGCGUCAUGGUCCGAAACCAGACAGUGCUUCUGCGGGGCGUGAACGACGAUGUCGACACUAUGUCGAAGCUGAUCCGUGAUCUUGCCGACAACAAGGUCUUCCCUUAUUAUGUCUACCAGUGCGACAUGGUGGAGAGAGUCGAGCAUCUGCGGACACCGCUGCAGACAAUUCUCGACCUCGAGGCCCGCAUCCGCGGCUCCAUCGCGGGUUUCAUGAUGCCUCAGUUCGUCGUCGAUCUUCCUGCCGGCGGCGGUAAGCGUUUGGCCUGCUCGUACGAGUCAUAUGACCCCAAGACAGGGCUAUCGACUUACAUGGCUCCGGCUGUGACGGGCCGCGACAAGGAGAACAAGGUCUACGAGUACUACGACCCCAUCGACACUCUCCCCAACUAAAGAUUCGACCGCCUAGAUAGGGCACACCGAGUAGACGAGAUACAGGCGAUGAUGAUGUGACUUUGGCCAGGUCAAAUGGGGAAGGCGUUUUGGUAUUUUUUUUUUCAUGGCGUUUGCAUGUGGUGCCAAAGUGAGGAGGUUUGGUGUUUAACAGUCACCAGGUUGCCAGGAUGCUUGUCUGAAUCGUGACGGGAGUGGCAGAAGUGUGUGCAUCUGAUACAGCAGAGGCGGGGAACCGGUGAGGGUGGAAAUCUGCGUCAAAGGGUAGGGCGGAAACAAAUUAUGACAUGUUAUAUGAGCGGGACACAAGCGAUAGAGCGGAAUCAGUGUUUUCUAGACGCAAUUUGACUCGAAUGAGAGGGAAAUGCAUCUCGCACAAUGCCUGAGGUUGUAGGUUGCCGACGAAUUUCACGAUGGCGGACACUUGAAUCUUGCUUGUCUGUGGGUCUCCAUCAAUCACCAGACACAUUUUUGGUCUGAAGCUCUUUCCUACAGACUGAGAACCCCCAGAAAUGCUACGUAGUAGCAGCGACAACUGAGGUGUACCUCAUGAUCAACGCUCGGCCGUACAUCGGUGAAGCUUAAUUCGACGAUUGCAAUCCUAUCCCCUUCAAUCCGCCUACCUUAUCUGAAGCGGUGAAGGUGGGACACUCACUUUGUGCUGAGAGCUUCUAGGAUCAUCAACAGGAAGCAAGUUCAAAACCAUGCCAUGGCCGGUUUUUAUUGGCAUAGACGGCCGCAUAGACUCCCAAUUGGGCAUGACUUCUCCUAGGCAUCCACCAGAGGCCAGAUCUUGACCUCAUAGACGGAAUGUGCCACUUCCAACCGCCAGGGAUUCAGCCUGGCCUCCCAGGUCGCCGGAUCUCGCCUCGUAUCCUUACAUUGGCAUCCGUGGUCGUGGGGGUUGAGCAACCCAUCCAAAGGCCCUGAUGGGAUCCUCGAAAGAGAUUGGGAUACUCACACGAACAGCCAGCGCCUUCUACGGUUCCCUGCAGCAUCGAUAUCUUCUUUCUGCGCUGCGAAUAUCCGAAUUCACUGCCCUGCGUUCGGAGUGCCGGAUGGGUGGACGACGACAGCGUCGAUGACUGCCGCCCCUAGCAAGGGCUGAUAGGACCCAGGUACAACUAUUUUGAUAGAUCUCGAGAUCUUGGGGCUGCCAGGCCGAGUGAACCGGAUGUCUGGACCCAUCGUCCACCCAUCCAAUCUGAUCGCCUAUUAAACGGUUAGCCGUAUUAAGCCACAAGGGACUGGCCGGAAGAUCCGUGAUGGAGGAGACUGCCCCCUUGCCGGGUAAAAGAUGAGGGUUUGCCGUCUGUAGUUGGGAGGAAAAGCGCGAGGCUGAACAGGAGGAAGCGAGCACAACAUUGAAGUUGUCACACAACACCGCCAUUGCUUGUGCGUCGCUGAACAGCAU
Molecule: messenger RNA, 6549 nt
Organism: Podospora pseudocomata
Lineage: Eukaryota; Fungi; Ascomycota; Sordariomycetes; Sordariales; Podosporaceae
Exons: 9
Coding region: 3639-5135 (498 amino acids)
Molecular function (GO): catalytic activity; iron-sulfur cluster binding
Source: RefSeq, a predicted model, not a curated record